AUGUGGGCGAAUGGACGGGUGAAUCGAUCGGGACGGGAGACGGCGCUCGCGGCGCUGGCGCUCGGCGCGGCGCUCGGACGGCGGACGGGCUCGACGUGCGCGUUGGUGCUCGGUGGUGUGGCGAUGCGGAUCGGGGGUGGGGACGUCGGGGUGUUUGUCAUGUGUCUCGCGUUCGCGAUCGCGAGGCGGUUGGCGCGAGAGGUGGGGGAGGAGGUGUAUUUCAGGCACUGGGGAGGCACCGCGGCGUGCGAAGCCGUGGCGUUGGCGAUGACGGAGUUCGACGUGUUCGCGUCGUCCAGGGCGCGCGCGCGGGCGUUGGAGCGACGACGAGAGCUCGUGGCGAGGAUUAAAAAGGUGGGUUAG
Molecule: messenger RNA, 363 nt
Organism: Ostreococcus tauri
Lineage: Eukaryota; Viridiplantae; Chlorophyta; Mamiellophyceae; Mamiellales; Bathycoccaceae
Product: unnamed product
Exons: 1
Coding region: 1-363 (120 amino acids)
Source: RefSeq, a predicted model, not a curated record